Molecule: messenger RNA, 858 nt
Organism: Cyclocybe aegerita
Lineage: Eukaryota; Fungi; Basidiomycota; Agaricomycetes; Agaricales; Hemipholiotaceae
Source: the annotation of a GenBank genome assembly
AUGUCCUUUCUGAAGCGCGAAUUCGGGGGCUUCAGUGACAUGGUCGGCGAUAUGGAUGAUGACAUGGACGACGACAUGGACGGUGAUCUGGAUGAUGUUAUGGACUCCCCUUUCAUGCAGAUGUUCCUCUUAAUGGAACCUGUAAGUCGUGAAAUCGUCGCGGCUCACGAGCGCGAAGGCGGUUCGCAUUGCCCAGCUUGCGGGGAAUACCAGGACAGUUGGUUCGACCUCGACGACCACAUCCGCGACGAGUUUGACCAUCAUGUGUGCAUGGAUUGCAGAAUUGCGUUCCCGAGGCGGCGCGUUCUGCUGGAGCACUACAUCAACGAUCCCAAGCACUUCUUCUGCGAGAUGUGCGAGGACUUGUUCUUGAACCAGAAGUUCCUGGAUUGGCAUCGCCAGCAGUUCCACGCGUACUGCUAUAGCGCGCUGGUGAAUCACCUCGAAAGUGGGAAGUGCACCUCAGGAGUGCAUCGUCGCUUCAUUGAAAAUUACGUUCGGCAGCUCGACACACGCCGGCUAAUCACGGACCCACAGCUUUCCUACGUAGGACCUUCAACCCACAACCAGGACGGCAGGUAUAUCGCGACCAACGCUGCAUGGAACGGCUCCAUGUUCGAAUGUGACCUUUGCCACCUCAAAUUCAUAUCCCUCCACAACUUGAAUCGUCACCUCGCCAGCCCGCGCCAUGCGGAGAAGGCGUACGUCUGCCGUGGUCCCACUUGCGGGAAGCGCUUCAAGACCUUCAGCGGUCUAGUAGACCAUAUCGGGAGCAACAAGUGCGACGUUGCGAGGUUCAAUGACGUCAAAUUCGCUGUGGAUAGUUAUCUUGGUCAGAUAGAGAUAAUGGGUGUGUAA